AUGUCGAUCAAGAUCGAGCGGGACAGCGUCAAGGACGUUGUCCGAGAUGCCGUCCUCGACCAUGUCUCCCACAAGGGCGGCUUCGUAGGGUCGACCGCCAGCGCCAUCGCCGAGGCUGCUCAUGGACAACUGCCCGGCACCACCGGCAAGCACCCCAUCUCGGCCGUUGUCGGCACCGCCCUCACCGGCGGUAGGAAGAAUGCGGGCACCAAGGGUUAUCUCGCCACCUACCUGCAGCAACUGGAGGACAACCCUCUGCGCACCAAGAUGCUGACGGCUGGUACCCUGGCCGGUAGCCAGGAGCUCAUUGCGUCAUGGCUGGCCAAGGACCGCAACAAGCAUAGCAACUACUUCACCUCGCGCGUGCCCAAGAUGGCCGCUUACGGCGCUCUCGUCAGCGCGCCGCUCGGCCACUUCUUGAUCUGGCUCCUGCAGAAGAUCUUCAGCGGGCGUACCAGCCUGCGGGCCAAGAUCCUGCAGAUCCUGUUCAGCAACCUGGUGAUCGCGCCCAUCCAAAACGGCGUUUACCUCGUCGCCAUGUCCCUCAUUGCGGGCGCCGAGACGUUCCAGCAGGUCAAGGCGACGGUGCGCGCCAGCUUCUGGAAGGUGAUGCGCGUGAGCUGGAUCACCUCGCCCAUCUGCCUCGCCUUUGCGCAAAAGUUCCUGCCCGAGAACACCUGGAUGCCCUUCUUCAACCUCGUGUCCUUCAUCCUCGGCAUUUAUAUCAACACCAUCGCCAAAAAGAAGCGCCUCUCCGCCCUGCGCAAGAGGCACUUCGGCGAUGGCCGCACCCCCGGCGGAUCCACCGUUGGCGGACCGCGCCCGGACUACCCUCCCAUCGGGCCCAACCCUCCGUACUAA
Molecule: messenger RNA, 861 nt
Organism: Chaetomium globosum CBS 148.51
Lineage: Eukaryota; Fungi; Ascomycota; Sordariomycetes; Sordariales; Chaetomiaceae
Exons: 3
Coding region: 1-861 (286 amino acids)
Cellular component (GO): membrane; cytoplasm
Source: RefSeq, a predicted model, not a curated record